AUGUGACUACAAGUAAUCGUUCUUCUUGCUUCAGCUAGUGGAAUAAACAUUGCAUGCAAUCCAAACGACUGUCCUCCUAUAUCUGUAAAUUUUAAUCAGAGAGGUGACACUUCAUGUAAUCUAAACUGCAUGACUUCAUACUGCGAUUUUGAUUCACAAGAACUUAAAAAUAGUCCAAACAAUUAUUUAAAUUCAGACUGCACAAAGGCAUGCCUUGCAUCUACUUCUUGAAAAUGCAAAACGGCAAAACUUGGAAAUGGCGUCUGCGAUAAUUCCUGCAAUACCCCAGCAUGUGGUUAUGAUUUUGGUGACUGCGGAUAUUGUGCGCCUUCAUGUAACUUAUAUUUAGGUUUCCAACAGCAAUUAGGAGGAUCUUGUGACCUUGAGUGCAAUACAACAUCCUGCUAUUAUGAUUAUGGAGCCUGUCUAGAUUGUGCUAUUGGGUGUAAUUCUACAGUUUUAGGUGACGGAACUUGUAAUCAAGAAUGCAAUAAUAAAAAAUGUGGCUUUGACAAUGGAGACUGCUUAAACACCUCUUGUGCGCCUAACUGCUUUUUUUGAAUGAUAAAUAAUUCUAUCUGUGAUGAAGCCUGCCACGUCCAGGAAUGCAAUUAUGAUGGAACUGAUUGUGACUGCUCUCCUGGCUGCUUUUCAGAAUUAUUAGAAAAUGAUGAGUGUGAUGAAAUUUGUAAUAAUUCUUUGUGUGAAUGAGAUGGAGGGGAUUGUGGAUAUUGCGCAAGCGGCUGCUUUUUAGAUAUGCUGAUAAAUAAUGUAUGUGAUGCCGCUUGCAACAAUUUUGCUUGUAAAUAUGACUAUUAUGUGUGCAAAUGCAAUGAUGGUUGUCUAGCUGAAGAUUAUGGAAAAUGCAAGCCAGAAUGCCUGACUGUUGAUUGUAUCUAUGAUCAAGUAAGCCCUGAUCCUAGCAAAAGAUGCAAUAAUAAAGAUUUGGUCUUAUACACCCUUUACCAGCAAGCAAUUUAUAAUGAUCCUAGACAUUUACUCCUUAUGAGCGUGAAAAAUAAAAUAAUUUUAUAAAUAAUAUAACAAAUCUCUAAUUAAUUUUAACAAAUUUUAGGAUAAAUUUCAAUUUAAAUUGCAUUUUACAGUGUUUUUAUUUUUUAAUUUUAUGCUAAAUUUUUCAGGGAAAGUUAGUAUAUUUUGAUAACUGCUCAUCAGUCUCAUCUAAUAAAUGCUCACUACAAAUGUCUAUCAACCAAACUAAAUGCUACAGCGAAUGCAAUUUUCUGGAGUGUAACUACGGCCUAUGCAACCUAACUUCUAAUUGCUAUUCCAUGCCUACUGAUGCUUGAAGUUUAUGUCAUAUAUGACGUUCUUCAGGGUGAUAUUUUGAAAAUAAGUCCAAUUCUCUAAUUUCUAAUAUAUAUUUUCUUGGCCAAGUUUUAUCCUAUGAUAGUGAAUAUAAAAAGUCCAAUCUCCCCGACUUUUGAAUUUUUUAUGCCACUUCAACUCAAGCAGGCAUUUCUCCAUCAGGAGAGGGAAGCUAUUUUUUACCAUUUGAAACCCUUGAUUAUGCAUUUUCAUCAAUUCUUAAUUUGCAAGCAGAAGUAAAUGUGCUGAUACUUGCAAACGAUGGAAAUUAUACAUUAACUCAAAAUUGGGAUUGGCAGAGGUAUAAUAUUAAAAAAUUCACUUUGAUGCCGCUUGAAAAAGAUAAAGUAAUAAUAAGAAUUAAUGGGUGGACACAAUUGUCACUGGAGGUGGGUGCAAAUUCAACGUUUAAAAACAUAUAUAAAAAGGAUAUGGCGGAUUUUGGUUCCUAUCUCCGAUAUAUCCAAGAGUAUUGCAGCCUCAAAGAAGGCUGGCACUGAUGAAAAGUACCAAGUGGAGUAGGUAAAAUAGCAAAACUGAGGUGAUCUGCCUAAUUUAAUUCAAAUACAAGCUUUUCCUCAUAGGAGAAUAGAGCUGAGAGUUGCAAAGAGAUCCCAGAAGCAUUAGACGAUAAUUCCUUGGCUAAUCGAGAAUAAUUCCUCGAGAAAUCGACUGGACAAGCACGGCUUCAAGCUUCUUUUUUACCGAAAGGGCAUACUAUAUUGAUAUGGAAGAAAGUAUAUCCUUAUUGGCUGCGAUCAACAGGGUAAAUAAUUUUCUUUUCUUAAUGCAGGCUCUCUCCUCCAUAGAGAACCUUUGCUAUUUAGUGAAAUACUACUGAAAAGCAGGCGGAGAAUUGGUAGGGAAAGAGCUAAGGCUUCGAUACCAUCAAAACAAAUUUCCUACAAGUAUAAACAAAUCUUGACAUUUAAAAACUUGAUUUUUGAUGGAUCUGGGCAAUUUAACAACUGCAAUGAUUCGGUCUAUUGUGAAUAUUGUUCAUAUAGCACCUAUAAUGAAACUGAUGGAUUCUAUUAUAGUGAUAGGAAUCAGCCAAUUUCCCAAAAUUUACCAGUUGAUAUUUGUAGCAAACAAGAUUCUAGUCUCAGUCUCUUUAGCCUUAAUGGUCAAGCAUUUAUAUUGAAAAACGUGGAAAUAAAGAAUUUUCGAUUUAAUUAUGAUUCUAUCAUAGCUGGAAAUGGCAUUUUGAAGCUAUAUAAUGUUAAUUUCGACAAUAUAAGAUUAAGCGGAAAGGAAAAAAGCGCUGUUAUAUAUGCACAAUCCCAAUAUGAUUUCGAAAUCUCUUAUAUUGGAGGCUCUCUAACAAGACUAAACAACGGGUAUGAAUUUGGAGAUUCUCUUGAUUUUUCUGGGUUUCUCUAUGUAGAAACUGAAGCAUCAAUUUUAAUCAAAAACGUAAAAUUCAAAUACAACUUGGUAUAUACUUUGAGAGUAGCUAUAGCCCUCCCUCCACCUCCUGAACUUUUCAUUUUAAAUUAAAUAAUAGCAAGUCCAUCAUUAUGGAUUCGACAUGCCAAAUCGACUGAAAAGUUUUAUAUUAACAGAAACAGUCAGGGGUCAAGCUAUAACUGCUAUUGUGCUAUAUACAAAAAAUCUAAAAUUUCAUUGUCAAGUGGAUCAUUAAUAUAUAUUGAUUUGAUAAAACAAAUUGAAAUAGAAAAUUGUACGUUUAUGUAUAAUUAUUGCGAAAAUGGAUUAUUUUAUAUAAAUCUUGAUAUUUCUGAGUAUACUGCUGAUUAUAAUGAAACUCUUUACUUAAAGACUCUACUUCUGAAUAAUAUAUAUAUUCAUGAUUCACAAUUUACGUCAAAUUAUGGGAAUUUUGGUCUUGUUUAUAUUAGUUUUUUAGGUAUGCUUCUGAAUAUUUAUUUAGACAAUUUGACUUUCGAAUCAAAUGGAGCUGACAAUGGAUCAUUAAUUUACAUUUAUAAUGCACAAAUUUUAGACGAGUAUAAGGCUGAAACUGUUAGAACUAUAGAUAUCUCAUCAACUAAAACAGUUUCGGUUAUUUUAUCACCAAGAUGAUGUAUUGCAAUUUCCUGUGGAUGGCACAGCUUUGGCCUUGAUUUUCCGACUGGAAAAAUUUUUUGGUUCGACCAGACCAUAUGGGCCAAACUAUAAAUUUUCCCAGUGGGAAAAUCAAGGCCAAAAUAGCGCCAUCAUGGGAAAACACUAUAAUAUUUUUAAUAUCUAUUUUAAAAAUAAUUAUGCAACGGGAAUGCUCAACACAAUUAAUUUGGUAUAUUUUUACUUAAUCUCUUCCUUAAAAUUGAUACAAAAUUAGAAUUAUUUAUAUGAAUUUUAUAGAAAUAGUUUGAACUAAUUUGAUGGAUAAAGUGCAAUUUAAUACUGUUUAAAUAGCCAGCACAGUGUAAUAUUACAUUUUUUUAAUCAAUUAUUUAUAAAAAUAAACUCAAUUUAAAUUUUUUAAAACAAUUAAUCCAAUUUAAAUUUGACUAGGAUUUUGUAUUCUAAUCUAAAGAGAGUUAUAUAAUUUGACUAUAGAUUCAAGCGGGUCUCCAAAUAACGAUAAAAAUAUCAAAACCUUACUGCUAGAUUAUUUCAUUGAAAAUCGCCAAAUUGAAGAUUUAUAUAUAAGCAGGCCAAAAAUGCACCCAAAAAUUCUUGAUUGCGAUUUUAUGGUAUCUUUAACAGACUCAUAUAAUUUCAGUAUCUAUAACUUGUCAUUAUCAAAUAAUGUAUGUAGAAACUCAUCUCCAAAUUUUCAGAUCUACAAUUCUGGAAUAAAUGAAAUCACUAAAAUCAGCUGCUUUAACAAUACUGGAAACGGACCAUUACCUAUAUGUUUAUAUAUAGCAGGAAAUUUAGACAGAAACCUGUCAAAUUCAAUUUUUAUUAAAAACACAAAUUAUUUUGUAUCAGGAUAUGGGGCAGUACAGAUAAAAAGCGAAAAUAAUUUUCAUGUUAAGAAUUGCUCGUUUGAGGAAAAUUCAGCUAGUUUAGCACCUGCAAUUUAUGCUAUGUGCCAAAAUAUUUAUAUUUUAAAUUCCACAUUUGAAUCAAAUGAAUCAAAACAAGGCAAUGGAGGGACUUUACAUUUUAUUUCUGCAACUUCAACAAUUAGACGGUCAGUUACUAUUGAAUCAAGCAGCUUCUGAAAUAAUUAUGCAUAUGCAAAUGGAGGGGGAGUGUAUUUAGAAGAAAAAUCUGCAAUAACUGGAGGAAUUGAACUUAAAAUUAUAGGGGCAAGCUUCGUUGGGAAUUCUGCAACAUAUGGUUCAGGUUUAUUUAUUGACCAAUCUGCAGCUUUGUCCCAGGAUUCGAUAAUAUCUUCUUCUAUAUUUCAAGAAAAUUCUUCCAGCAAAUCAGGCGCUAUAUUUUUGCAAUAUUAUAGAGGCAUUAUUUUGAUACAAAACAGUGAAUUUGUAGAAAAUACUUCAGUUUUGUCAGCAGUUUUACAUAUUGAUAUUGCAGAGGAUACAGAAAAUCUUAAUUCAAAAGUAAAAAUUGAGUUUUCUACUUUUAGGGGGAAUAAAGGAAAAUCAAUUAUAUAUGGGGACAAUCAGAACAGAAAUUCAUCAAUUGAAACUAAAAACUGUUUAUUUGAGUAUAAUAAAGGCAUAGUCGUUUAUUUAGAUUUUGACUAUUUUUCUGAAACUGGAUCAAUUUUUCAGUACAAUUCCGCCCCUAUUGCAUCUUGCUUCUAUCUCCAAAACUCAGCCGUACUAUAUGCAAGCUCAAUUUUUUUGAAUAACACAAGUGAGAAAUACGGAGGUGUUAUCUCUAUCACUUUUAAAUCCAUUUUUUACUGUGAUCAUUGCACAUUUACAAAAAAUCAAGCUUUAAAAGCCAAAGGAGGAGUCCUUGUCUCUGAGCAGGAUUCUCAAUUUUCAAUAUCAAAUUCUCAAUUUAUUCAAAAUUCCUGUGGAACUGAUGGCUCAGCUAUUUUUGUAUUUAAUUGCAACUCAACUGCAUCCUCAAUUGCACAUAUAGACUUUCUAAAUAAUCAUGCAUAUGGCUCAGGUUUAAUUUCUCUGAUUAGUUCUCAAAUAUCUAUAUCAUCAAUAAAUAUAUCAAGUAAUUCAGCUGAAAUUCAAACAUCUGGGAUUAAAUUGGCACAUUCUAUUGUAAAUAUAUAUGACUCGGUCUUUGAGAACCAAGCUAGCAUUUCUGGUAAUUUUAUAUAUGCAAUUGCUGGAAGCUAUGGUUUUAUAAAAAAUACAACUUUUUAUAAAGGAAAUUCAUCAGAAAAUGGAGGGGCAAUUUAUUCAAGUUCUAGCACCCUUUUAAUAGAGUCAUCAUCUUUUAGCCAACUUUUUUCUCGAAUAGGAGGUGCAAUUUAUUGUGCCUUUGGCAGCAGUGCAUCAAUAAGUAAUUGUGAUUUUUUUGAAUUAGAAAAUUCAACGGAUCUUGGGAUAAUAAAUGCAAACCAAGCUACUUUGUCAGUCCAAAAUUCUAGAAUUCACCAAUUUUCUGCAACAGCAAUAUACGGAAACCAAUUAAAAAAAUUAGAAAUAGAAAAUUCAGUUUUCAGCAAUGGGUUAGGAUCAAACGGCGGGGCUGUCUGAUGUGAAUCUUGCAGUAAAGUUAGUAUCAGGUCAUCAGUUUUUGAAAAUAACACAGCUGCCACAUAUGGAGGUGCCUUAUAUUUUACCACAACCAGCAGAGUUAAAGCAGUCCAUGAGAUUUCUACAAGUACAUUUAAAAGCAAUACUGCUCAAAAUGGAGGGGCUAUAUAUUCAGAUGAUAUUGAUUUAGACGUUCUCUUGUCAUUAUUUAUACUAAAUAAAGCUAUUUCAAGCCAAGAUUCAGAUAGCAACAUCGAAUUUGGAAAAGGUGGAGGGAUUCUUGUAAGCUGCUCCACAUAUCAGUCAUGCAAAUUGAAUAUCAAAUCUAAUAAUUUUACUGAAAAUACUGCGAAAUACAAUGGUGGCGCUAUUAGUUGGGAUUAUAAACUGCCAAAUUUUGCUAACAACUCGUAUUUAAAUAAUUCUGCUGAGUAUGGGGAUGAAAUUGCAUCUUUUCCUGCUAACUCCCCCCCCCCUCCGUGAGCGAACAAAACCAUUAGAAAAAUCGCCAUUUUUUGACCAAAAACCCACCCUCCGUGAGUGAACAAAAAUUUUUUUAAUAGAAAAAAUUUUAAUGGAAAAAAUUUUGAUAUAUAAGUGAUAAUUAGUAUAAUGAAAUCUAGAGCUAAUUCUGUUUAAUUUUAAACAAAUUGCGUUUUAAAACAUAAAUUUUGCAAAUUAAAUUAAUAUUUGCUUCCCAAUUUUUGCAAAUUAGGAUUUUUUUAAAUUUCGAAAAAAAUAUUUUUUAUAAAAUUUAUAUAUAAAAUUUUUUUUAAAAAAAAAAAUUAACCCCCCUCCGUGAGCGAACAAAAUUUUUUUGUUCGCUCACGGGAGGGGGGGGGGGAGUAAGCUGAUGCGAAUAAAUAUAGAUGGGAUUUUAGAAGGCUAUAAAAAUAAUACAGGAUCAGCUGAUCCUAUCUCUAUAUCAAAUUUAACAGAAAUUGCACCAGGGCAGAACAUCAAAAGUCCAUUGUUAAUCGCUCUAGUUGACCAGUCAAAUAGUAUCAUACAAACUGAUAACUGAAGCACGGCUGAGCUGAUCGCUAUUAAUUCCACAACCCAAAUUUCAGGUAAAAUCAAAGUGACAUCAGUUAAAGGAAUAUUUAAUUUUUCUGAAUUCUCUAUUUCAGAAGAGCCAGGGUCUGAUAUUCAAAUUAUGGUCACUUCUAUAGCAAUAGAUACAGACAAGCUGAAAAACUCAGGAGAAGAUUUUUUUAGUAAAAAUUUGGUUUUUAAUGGAAAUAUAAGGAAAUGCGAAAUCGGAGAAAUAAAAACUGGAAAAAAUUGUGAAAUAUGCCCUGAAGGAUUUUACAGCUUAAACCCAAGCCUAAUGGCAUGUAAUGCUUGUCCAGAGACUGCUAUAUGCUAUGGAAAUUGAACAAUGGUUCCUAGGCCAGGAUAUUGGAGAGACAAUAAGUAUACUUAACUUAUUUGUUCAGUGAUUUAUAAGUUGGAUUCUUCCUUACUCCCCCCCCCCUCCGUGAGCGAACAAAACCAUUAGAAAAAUCGCCAUUUUUUGACCAAAACCCACCCUCCGUGAGUGAACAAAAAUUUUUUUAAUAGAAAAAAUUUUAAUGGAAAAAAAAUUUUGAUAUAUAAGUGAUAAUUAGUAUAAUGAAAUCUAGAGCUAAUUCUGUUUAAUUUUAAACAAAAUUGCGUUUUUAAAACAUAAAUUUUGCAAAUUAAAUUAAUAUUUGCUUCCCAAUUUUUGCAAAUUAGGAUUUUUUUUAAAUUUCGAAAAAAAAUAUUUUUUAUAAAAUUUAUAUAUAAAUUUUUUUUAAAAAAAAAAAUUAACCCCCCUCCGUGAGCGAACAAAAUUGUUUUGUUCGCUCACGGAGGGGGGGGGGGGGAGUUAGGGUGAUUUUAUCAUGCUUGGGUCAGCCCUUUUAACUCCAACUUAUAAAGCCGCGGGCUCUCCUACAAACCAAAAUGGAGGAGGCAAUCGGAAAUUUUUGCAUUACCAAAGCUGGCCAGAUAGCCCUGCACGGGACUCGUUGGCCUCACCCUUAACUUGACUCCAGCACGUGUUCCACCCAAAGUCAGCCUUCUUUGGUAUGCCUAGUUAUUAAAACCCCAUGCUUCCUUAGAAUAUAUAAUAAGUAAUGUUUUGGCAUAAUGGAUAAAGGUUCACUAGAUAAACCAAACCUUCUUAAUAAAGCUAAAAAGGAGGUGGGGAUCUCAGAAGCCAUUUUAUUAUUAUGACAAUCAUUAUACAGAAAAAUUUUGGGAAUGCCCGUAUCCUUCUGCUUGCUUAGGCUCACCUAAUAAAACCCAUAUCUCUUAUACAGGAGAAUGCAGCAAAGGUUAUAAGGGUAAUAAGUGCCAAUCAUGCAAAAAGGGAUACACUCACACAUUUAUAAUAAGUGUAAAAAGUGUCCAAGCUCAGCAAUCAAUAUACUGAUAUUAUAUCUAAGGUCUGUUUUUAGCUUGCCUUGGGUUAAAACUGCUGCAUACAUUGGCAUGAGAUAUCUCACUCCGACAGAUUUUAGCCCAGAAUAAGCUAAAAGCAGUUAAAGACUAUAG
Messenger RNA from Blepharisma stoltei, 8402 nucleotides. The record is from the annotation of a GenBank genome assembly. NCBI's taxonomy places the organism in Eukaryota, Ciliophora, Heterotrichea, Heterotrichida, Blepharismidae.